GCUGCUCCGUUUCUUCUUUGACUGCUUGAUUUUGUUUCAUGCACACAAUCCACUCUCUCCGCCUCGUCUCCUCUUCCGGAAAAAAACAACCCUCUGGCUUCACACACACAAGCCACUCUCUCCACCUUGUCUCCUCUUUCGGAAAAAGCCAACCCUCUCGUUCCGCCUCUUCUCCUUUUUUGGAAAAAGCCAACCCCCUCGCUCCGCCUCUUCUCCUUUUUUGGAAAAAGCCAACCCUCUCGCACCGCCUCUUCUCCUUUUUUGGAAAAAGCCAAUCCACUCUCUCUGCCUCUUCUCUCUCGGAAAAAGGUCGGCAUCAGAGUGAGGAAGGUGGUUCGACGGUAGAAGAUCCAGAUGAGGAUGUCAUUAAUGUGGUGUUUAUUGACCGGUCUGGACAGAGGAUACCGGUGAAGGCAAAAGUAGGAGAAAGUGUUCUAUAUCUCGCGCACAGACAUGGCAUCGAUCUUGAAGGGGCCUGCGAGGCAUCGUUGGCUUGCUCCACAUGUCACGUUUACGUAAAUGAUGAGUACUAUGAUAAGCUACCUGAACCUGAAGAAAGGGAGGACGACAUGCUGGAUCUGGCCGCCAUGCUGCAGGAGAACUCUCGUCUUGGUUGCCAAAUCAUUUUGACUCCCGAGCUGGAUGGCAUUGAGCUGACAAUACCCAAGGUCACGCGAAAUUUCUACGUCGAUGGUCACGUCCCCAAACCUCACUGAGAAAAGAGGGCUGAAGGAAAGGCCAAGCAAACAUGGGAGACACGUGUUCUCAAGAUGACAGAGAGUCUCAUAUUUAAAGGACUGAAGAGCAGUGCAGAGAACCAAACAUCAGUCUGAUUUUUCUCUUUUCAAGUGUGUCCAGAGAAUUCACACAUGCUGAAUGAAUGAUGUUUCAGAAAUGCACAACAUCUGGAUCAUGAAAAGCACUUGGUCCUUUGGUCAUGAACAUAGAAAUGCAUUUGGAAAUUAAGUUUGAUGGUUGAACAGCUUGGAUGGGAAGUUCUAGAAUCAUCUCAGUUCUGCUUUAGCAUUGUAAAAUUUCCAAAGGUGACAUUUUGUGUUACGCACAUCAGUCAGACGCACAAUUUUUAUAUUUCCUUAUACAUGUGAGUGAGUGAGUGAGUGAAAGUGAACUGAAUCUCAAUAUAAAUGUAAUUCUGACGUUCAUUUUGGGGUUUUUUUUCUUUUCUUUUUUUUUAGCAUAUUGUAUUUUUUUAACGAUAUGUUAAACUCAUUUCCAUUCAUCCGUCUGAGGAUAAAGGGCUAAAGAAAUUGAAGUGAUUGCUGGUUGGUGAUAUUGCUUUCCAGAAGAAGACCAUUCUUCUCAAGACCGUUUUCAAAAUGAUGAUAAACCGGGGUUUCAUCUGUCCAUGUAAUUCAGUCAGAGUCAAGACAUGACAAAAACAUUACAAAUAUAUGUAUUGGAAAGCCAGCCUUAAGAGUUGUGGAAGUUAAAAACUGAAUGAAUGAAUUCUGAGCCUGUCAGGAGUAUGCACACAAAAGGAGCUUAUGUUACCUACUUACAGGAUUUACCUUUUUGCUGUAAGAUAUACAGUACUGCGCACAAGUCUUAGGCACUUGUAAAGAAAUACUGUGGACCAAAAAUGGCUUAAAAAUAAUGACAUGAAAUGUUUCACUAUUAAAAAAAAUUGCCAUAAUAAACUAGAAAUGUGUUCAAGGAA
Neoarius graeffei (lesser salmon catfish) is the source of this 1678-nucleotide messenger RNA. RefSeq names its product ferredoxin 2 (gene fdx2). Gene Ontology annotation, molecular function: 2 iron, 2 sulfur cluster binding. The transcript has 5 exons. NCBI's taxonomy places the organism in Eukaryota, Metazoa, Chordata, Actinopteri, Siluriformes, Ariidae. Gene Ontology annotation, biological process: P450-containing electron transport chain; positive regulation of oxidoreductase activity. The coding region runs from base 39 to 716 and encodes 225 amino acids. Gene Ontology annotation, cellular component: mitochondrion. The record is from RefSeq and is a predicted model, not a curated record.